AUUGAAUCUUCUUCUAUAAAUACCACAUAUUGCACAUCUUCCCUUCUAUCAUAACACGAAUCUCAUUUAUUAUCUCAAACAACCACUACUAUUUCUUCUUCACUCAUCUCUGUUUUCUAAAUGGCAAUAUCAUCCAUUAAUAAUUUUUUGUUCGAAGUACAACGAUCCGAACCAGAAUUGGUUGCUCCAGCAAAACCUACACCCCAUGAAUUUAAGCAACUUUCAGACAUCGAUGAUCAAGAAAGCUUUAGAUUUCAAAUUCCAUUAAUAUUUUUCUAUGCACAAAAUGCAAGCAUGGAGGGAAGUGAUCCAGUGAAGGUAAUAAAGAAGGCAAUUUCAGAGACAUUGGUAUUUUACUAUCCUUUUGCAGGAAGAUUAAGGGAAGGCCCUGGAAGGAAAUUGUUUGUUGAAUGUACAGCUGAAGGUAUCUUAUUUAUUGAAGCUGAUGCAAAUGUUACUUUACAACAAUUUGGUGAUGCCAUUCAACCUCCAUAUGCAUUUUUGGAUGAUGUUUUGUACAAUGUUCCAAAUUCUGAUGGGAUCGUUAACUCUCCAUUGUUGCUCAUUCAGGUGACGCGGCUAAGGUGUGGUGGUUUCAUCUUUGCCAUACGUGUAAAUCAUACGAUAACGGAUGCCUUUGGUUUCAUGCAAUUCAUGAGAGCUAUAAGUGAAAUAGGUCGUGGUGAAAUUGCACCAUCUAUACUUCCAGUGUGGCAAAGAGCUCUCUUAAAUGCAAGGGACCCUCCAAUAGUCACUUAUCGCCACCAUGAAUACGACCAAGUUGUUGACACCAAUCACACCAUCAUUCCUCUCAACGAAAUGGCCCAUCGCUCUGUUUUCUUUGGCCCUGCUGAGAUCUCUACCAUUCGCAAGACCUUACCCAUCCACCUUCGCCAUUGCUCUACCUUCGACCUCAUCACAGCUUGUCUUUGGCGCACCCGUACAAUAGCCCUUCAACCAAACCCAAACGACGAAAUGCGCUUACUUUGCGUUGCGAAUUUACGCUCCAAAUCAAACUAUUUACCUUUAGGAUAUUAUGGCAAUGCGUUUGCUCUCCCAGCGGCAGUCGCCACUGCAGGCGAGCUUUGUCGUAACCCACUAGGUUAUGCAGUAGAAUUGAUCAGAAAGGCCAAGGCAGAAAUGACAGAAGAGUACAUAAAGUCCGUGGCAGAUCUUAUGGUAAUAAAAGGACGACCUAGUUUAACAACAGCGAGAUCCUACGCUGUGUCAGACGUGACAAAAUCUGAGAUGGAGAAGCUAGAUUUUGGAUGGGGAAAAACUCUUUUCGGAGGACCUGCUAUGGGAGGGGUUGCAACAGUUCCUGGUUUGACAAGCUUUUGUAUACGUUUCAAAAACAAGAAAGGAGAACGAGGAAUAGUGGUUCCUUUCUCAUUGCCUGCUCCAGCCAUGGAGAGAUUUGUGGUAGAACUUGAUGCUCUCUUCAAAACAAAACCACCGAAUGAUGUGAAAAGCACUAAGGAAUCAUUCAUUCGAUCUGCUUUAUAAUGGAAAAAACUUGGCUUGCGAGAAAAUAAAUGUUAGAAUAUAUUGUAAUAGUUAUUGUCCUAUUGUGAUAAGAAACAUGUGUGUCAGGGGUAAUUCAGCUAUCCAAUUUAAACAUGGAAAAGAUUUAGGAAAACUUGGAGGGUUCACUACUACAAUAAAAACGUCAAGCUGUAAUUUUUAAAAACGUCAAGUAAUCUAGUGUCAAGAAUAAGACAAUUUUUUUACUAGC
Messenger RNA from Benincasa hispida (wax gourd), 1735 nucleotides. RefSeq names its product benzyl alcohol O-benzoyltransferase-like. NCBI's taxonomy places the organism in Eukaryota, Viridiplantae, Streptophyta, Magnoliopsida, Cucurbitales, Cucurbitaceae. The record is from RefSeq and is a predicted model, not a curated record.